CAAAAUACCAACCCCUUCACCCGACACAAUUUUUCUCCUUUGUUCCUGGGAAAUCUCGAGCCAUGAUGAGCGUCUUUUGUUUGUUUGUAGUAUUGUAACCUAAUCAGCACCGACCGAGUUCUUAUUCAUUUUUCCAUCUCUGAUUAUAUACAAUUCUAUUUGAAGAACUAUACACCUUUAUCCAAAAUUUCUGGGGAAAACUAGUAGAGUAAGUUCGAUGUAUGACUUGGUUAUUGAGUAUCAAGCCGAUACAAUUGUAAUUUGUAACGUUUAAUUAUUUAGGUGAGAUAGGAUCAACCAGCGUCACAAAUAACCAUCUGCGUGUGACAAAAUCUUUUCCGGAAGAAAUAUAAUUGUAAACAUUGCAAAGUAGAGGAUUUAUUAUGAGCUAAUUUUCCCCCUACUAGGGACCGAAUCCAACUUUUUGUUGCAUAGUUUGGGCCUCGGCCCUCGGGAUCAAAACGAGCAUAGUGUUGUGAAUGUACGGGGCACCGGGUCGUGCCGCCCACGGGCUAGCACAGCACGAGCAUGAACACGAAAUAAAUGGGUAAGCUCGGCACGAGCACGAAUAAUUUAUGGGUCGUGCCGGGCCUAAAUUUCAUGGGCACGAGCACGGGCACGACAUGGUAUAUAAGUGGGUCUUGUCGGGUUUAAUAUUUUCGAGACUUUAUUGAGUAUAAAAACAGACAUGGCACGAAAAUAAUAUUUAUUUGAUAGAAAAUAAAUGUAAAAAGAAUUAUAGGUUCAAAUAUUACAAAACACAAGUUAGAAAAAUAUUUAUUUGUUGUUGUUAGAAGUGUCAUAAAGAGAUCUACGUAAUUACUAACAUAAGUAAAAAAUGGACAAAGAAUUAAACAAAGCCAAAUCACACUCGCUAUACUUUCAAUUUUCUUUUCUCCCUUCUUUGUUACUUUUCUCAAACAUUAUCGGUAAUACUAUCUUCCUCCGUCCAAUUUUCACCUUAUUUUUCAUUCUCUCUUUUGUUUUCGUCCUUUUCAUUAAACACGAAUACGAGCACGACACGAAUAGACACGACACGAUUCAAACCGUGCCGGGCCUAGCAUAGUUAACAAAUGGGCUUUGCAUGGCACAGCACGGCACGAAAAAUGACGGGCCGUACCAAGCACAACACGAAAUAAAUGGUCCCGAAACAUGCCCGUGCCGUGCCUGCCCAAGCACGACCCAACCCAUGUACAAUUGUGAAGGAUGGAAAAAUAAAAAAUCAUUUUACCAACCAAAAAAAAACAAGAUAUGGGAACUCAACUGAUCGAACGAAAAAAAAAAUGAAUAUGAUGAUGAUGCGUUAUGGACUGGAGUGCGGAUAGGAGAGAGGGAGAGAAGGGCCAGCUCGUAAUUUGAGCUCUGGAUCCAAUCCUGGGGAUUAGGGCUCCACUGAUUCCCCCCAACUGGCCACUAUAUAUGGAACAAGAUAAUCAAUAGCCUCCAGUCCUGACACAGCAGUAAGUGUGUGUGAGCGAGCGAGAUAGCCAGCGCGUGUCCCCGUCUACCAGAAGCUGCGGGGAGGCCAGCUCCAGGAUUGGAUUGGAUUAUUAUUGAGUAAAUAAACCAGAGGUCCUCAUAAUUUCUCUCCCUCCCUGGAAAAUGCACUCUUCCAUCCUCUAGCUCUCUUCUUCUUCUUCUUCUUUGACUAUUCGCGCUUCUCCCUGUAGAACAGCGUUUUUCUGUAUCAGUGAAUGACUGAAAUCAAUUUGCAGUCGCCGCCGGAGCUGCUGAAUCCUGAACGCACCACCGCCGCAAGUACGGACUCGCUGUUGGAAAAUCAAAUUCAAACCACACAGGUCCGUCCCCGCCCCCCCUGAUUUCUCCAUCUCGUAUCGCUAGCUGUAGCUUCGAUUUCAAUUUUCAAUAUCUGUCCGUCGAUCUUGGUUUUGUCGUCUAGCGGCUGAUUUUUUGAUUUUGGAUUCGCUUUGUCAAGGCGAAUUCAAUAUACUGGAAUUGGGUUUGAAUGAUGAUGUUGGAAUUGGUUGUGGUCCGGUGGACUUUCCUUUUACGUGGGUGAAAAUCUAUUGGAUGCGUGGUGUGGUGUGGUGUGGCUCCGGUGUACCGGUACUAUGGCAGAUCAUUAAUUCUUAUUCCGGUUUUCCGAUCACGGUGUGAGAUAUAACGUUACGUUAUGUGCAGUUUCUUCUCUACUAUGCGCCAUACUGAACAUUUAUUUCUGGGUCCUCUCCCAUUUUUGUUUUUUUUUAAUCUUUGACGUCAUAAAUUAAUUUUGGGAGGUAAAUUACUUCAGAGAGGGUACUGGUCUACUUGCAUUAGAAAUGACAAUGAGUAGUCAGAUUGAGUUCGGUUUCUCUAAACCCAAAUUCAAGUCAAUUAGUUGAUUCAUUAAGAACAUUCGUUAAAAUAGCCACUGGGUUUAAGAAGUGCAAACCCAAUCUAACCCAACGGGUAUGCACGACAACAUGAGUGCUUGUUUGCAUGGGUACCCAUGAGUUUACGAAAAUAGCUAUACAUUAAUUUUUUGAACAUCCAUAUCGUAACAUUAUUGAAAUUUCCCGUACAAAUAUAUCUCUAUUAAAACUAAUAAUAUUCAUAAAUUAUCCAUAUUAUUAGGUUCAUACUUUAUACUGACAUAAAGACUAAUGGUAUCCAUAAAUUCUACAUAUAGUUCACGUUAGAUACAAAAUGUUGUCGUUUUGUUUUUUUUUUUUUGGGUGCGGGUUGGGUGGAAAGCGGGUUUGAUUUUGGCAAAACCCAAACUCAAUCCAACCCGCAAAUUUCAAAAGCCGAUAAAUUCUGCACCUGACUCAAAACUCAUUAUCACUAAGUUUUGCCGGUUUUGACAAGAUUGAGUCAGAUUGAGUAUUCGUGAGUUCAGAUUCAAUUGCCAUCUCUAACUAAAACGGUACAGAAAAUUAAGAAUCGUGAAAAAAUCAUCCAUGGCAAGUUAUAUAUAUUGUAGGAAUAUUUUGAAACCUUAAAACCCUACUGAUUAUUUUGACUGGUACCAGGUUCUCGAGCGGUCAAUUCUCCAAUAAUGUCCACAUUUUUUCCUCGUCAGAAUCCUCCCCUCCUAAUUAAAGUGAACCAACCUUUUUUUUCUCAGCUUAACCUUUUUUUUCUCAUCUCCCUCUCCUGCCCAACUCUAUCCUUCCUUCUUACAGCUCAAUUAGUCAUUAGUGAUCAUCAUCAUUGUCUUCAACAAUGAUUAACCUUUUUUUCUUCUUCUUUGUGAACAAAUAGAAGACGUAACCUCACCAAGCAACGUGUUGUUGGACUGGGAAAGGAAAGAAACAGAAUCUUUUUUUGGUUAAUCAUUAAGGCACUGCAAAUUGUCUAAGAGAGGGGGAAAAAUUAGUAAAAGUGUAAUGGGUGGCUGCCAGUUAGGAUUUGUAGGAGCAGCCACCAGCACAGGCUUGUGUCGUUGUUGGGCCGUAUAAGCUUCUUCCUCUAUUGGGCCGGUGGUUCAACGUUGAAAGAUCAAGUACCAUCCCUCUUUUCCCUUUUCCCCACCAAAAUUUGGAUGGUUGUCUUUGUCGUUUCGUUCUCAAUACGAACUGUCAAAAGCUCCCCCACGGCCCACUGUAUUACGCGAACCAGUUCUCGUCCCUUUUGUUUUGUUGUGUAUAAAGAAAAUAGUUAUAUUACUAAGAAUAUGCUGGAUGCUAGCCACCACUAGCCAGAUAGAGAUGAAACUUCUUGACGUAGACAUGAGUCUACAAUUAUAACCACAAAUGUUUACGAAGAAUCAAAUAGUUACCUGCAGUUUGGGUUCUGCUACUAGAUGCUCAUCAUAAACACAGGUGCUUUCGUUUAAAAAAGAAAAGAUAUUUUUUUAUGAUACAAACUUAAUUUAUACUUUUUAAUGUUAUGGUUUUGUAAAUAGUGAGAUGUGAAAGUAGGAGUUUCUGAAUCUAAAUUUACAAAUUUUAGGUUUGGCAGGAGCCGUCUUUCAAUUUGAUAGUCUACCAUUAUUGGUGUCGUUGAGUGAAAUCAAAUCGAGAUCUAUGUGUCUUGUUUGGGCUCCCUUGAUGGGCAAGUGGUCAUUAAUAUAAGAAUAGGAAUACUACUUAUUUGACCUUGAUGGCUGGUUAGAUCCAAUGUAUUAUUGUUAAUCCUAUUACUAUAAUAAUAAAGCCAUCAUUUUUGGGUCUAAAUCACUGACUAUACAUAUCUGUAAUUCUGUAGUAGUCAUAUACUCAUUUCCUUUUGCUGUUUCUUUCUCGUCCUAGUGGUUGGUGGUAAUCGUCAGUGGCGUAGUCAGACCUUGAAUGGACUAGUGGUGUCCUUAAAAAUUCCGAGUUAAUUGGGAUCCUUACAUGAGGUAGUAUUGAUAAAAGUAUGAGAUCCUAUACUUCAAGGAUCAUGCUAAAUGACAUAUAUUUAAAAAGUUUUGGUACCCAGUUUUUUGCUAAGUGGGGUCUAAUGAUGGCAAUUUCAACCCGUCCCGCGGGUAUUACCCGACCUGACCCGCGAUCGGGCGGGUAUUACCCGACCCGCAGUAGCGUGGGGCGGGGCAUGGGUAUCUACUUUCGACCCGCCUUGCCCCGUCCCGCCCGUUCUAGACUCAUUUUCUCAAUUUCUUACAAUAUCUAUACAUAUUUCUCCUAUUUUGACUUUUCUUCAACUAGUUAGAGUCGAUCUUUCAACUUGUUAGGCUCAAUUACCCAUUCUAUUAUCAAUAUUUUUCAUUCUUAAAGUGUUUUCCCCUACGUUUUAUUGUAAAAAGUAAAAUUUACUUGUAUUUUUUUUUUAUGAACAACAUGUAAGAGUGGGUCGACCCGCCUCGCCCCGUACCCGCGCGGGUUUUACCCGCCCCGACCCGUAGUAGCGUGGGGCGGGGCAUGGGAAUUGAGGUACCCGCCUCGCCCCACCCCAUUGCCAUCAUUAGUGGGGUCUUAGGACCCCCUCUCCUCAAAGGCUCCCUUCGCCAUGGGUAAUGGUGCUGAUCAGUUAGUGGUUGGACCGGCCAAAUUACUGACCUGGUUUGUUCCUGAUCAGUUUUGAUCCGGUUUGGUUCACGUUAACCCAUAACCGAAUGCAUAAUGCGUCUUUUACUCGUCAACGGGACAUGUAUAUGUGACAUAAACUGUUAAGACAAACUGGUCCAGUUUCUGUGUACAAUCAUGGUCUGUAAAUAAUCGAUGAAACUAGAGUUGAACUGCCCUACACUCCUAAUUGGUAUUAGGUUUGAUAGCAAGAUUGUAAAACCGCUUUAUACGAUUGAUUUAGCAAGUGACAUGGUCCAACGAUUUACAACCAGUUUUGACAACCAUGGUUGGUAGGUAGCAAGAGUCCCGACCUUCCCCGGUUAUCGCUUUCCUAUGUUUUUUCCUUUUUCUUUCGAGAUGGUAUAGCUAAUAAUAACAUUGACGGCUCCCUUUAAACCCACAUGCAAAUAUUGAAACUGAGUUUUUUUUUUUUUUAAUUUUCUUUUGUGUACUGGACUGCAUCCACAUGAUCAGUAGUACUUGAUUACGAAUUACUGAAUUGCAUCUGUCUCGUUUUCCUAAUUCACAUGCUCAAGUAGCAGGUACAUGUACGAGUGCCUGCCUAGUGGGUUUUAAUUUAAGCUCCUGGUGCAUCUUCCCUUUGAUUUUUCUGGGUUUUCUCCAUCUUUCACUUUCGAGCUCUGUCAUCACUGUCUCCCUUGGCAUGUUUCCUGCAGCUGCCGUCCCGUCUCCUUGAUUGAGGGAGAACCCUGUUAGUGUAUAUAUACACACACAGCAUUUUCAUACAUACAGAAGAUCAGGGGAAGAAAGAGAGCUCCUCGAAAACCAGAGUAAAAUACAUUGUAGGCUUUGAUCAAACCAGAGAGUUGGGGAGAAAAAAUGGGUUUCUGGACAUUGCUUCAGGUGGCUUCAAUGCCAGUCAUACAAGUCCUCAUCGUCGGCCUCUUGGGUGCCUUCUUGGCAACCGAGUACAUCAAUGUUCUCCAUGCUGAUGCUAGAAAAUACUUGAACAAGGUUGUGUUCACGGUUUUCACUCCCUCGCUCAUGUUCGCCAUUCUCGCCAAAACCGUCACUCUCGAGGACAUCAUCUCAUGGUGGUUUAUGCCAGUCAACAUUCUGCUGACCAUGUUGUUUGGCGGUCUUCUGGGAUGGGUGGUCGUCAAAGUUUUGCGCCCCAAGCCGCAUCUCGAAGGCCUUCUCAUUGCUGUCUGUGCCACAGGGAACUAUGGGAACCUGCUGCUGAUAGUUGUGCCUGCAAUAUGCAAAGAAGAUGGCACUCCAUUUGGGGACCAUGCAACAUGCGGCUCCAUUGGACUCUCAUAUGCAUCAUUCUCUGCUGCGCUGGGCAGCAUCUACAUCUGGACCAUUGCUUACCAACUCGUCCGCACCUCAGCUGUUAAAUUCAAGGCACUUCAGAUGGCCGAAGAGGCCUCCAAACUGCCAAACGACGAUCUGGAAGCCACUCAGGGGACUCUUCUUCUUAAGGGAGACGAUGCACAAGUUCAACAAACUGGUGUUUCACUUCACUCGGCGAACGACCUUGGAGAAGGCAAGACUUCUGGUUGUACUAAAGUUAUGGAGGUGCUUCAUCAGAUAUUGCACGAGCUCACUGCUCCUCCCACGCUUGCUACAAUAUUUGGGUUCUUGUUUGGAGCUACUACGUUUCUGAGGAACCUGGUAGUGGGCGAGAAUGCACCCUUGCGUGUGAUCCAGGACUCCAUUGCAUUACUUGGGGAUGGCACAAUUCCCUCCAUCACCCUUAUAUUGGGAGGCAACCUCACUCAAGGGUUGAAGUCUUCAAACAUCAAACCAUGGAUGAUCGCCGGAGUGAUCUGCGUACGAUAUGUAUUUCUGCCUGUGAUCGGGAUAUGUGUGGUGAAGGCAGCUUCCAGCCUAGGGCUACUCCCUUCUGAUCCUCUGUUCGCCUAUGUGCUAAUGCUUCAAUACAGCAUCCCACCUGCCAUGAACAUUGGCACCAUGACGCAGUUGUUUGAUGUGGCUCAAGAAGAGUGCUCAGUGAUCUACCUAUGGACUUAUUUGUUUGCAGCCGUUGCGCUCACCUUGUGGUCUACAGUCUUCUUGUGGAUACUGUCCUGAUAAAAGAAGAAAGGGCAUUAUUCGAUUGGGAAGUCAGGAAGUUGUGUAAGCUAAGCUAGAGGAAGGUGUGAAUGAAAUAAAAAGCGUUUGUCAGAAAUUGUUUAGGUUGUGUGCUGCUGGGAUAGUUGUUUGCAGGGUUGAAGCUGCAGCAGCUAAUUGGUUUUGAUUCUUAUGGCUAUAUAUGUAUUUGAUUAGAUGGGAGGGGAAGUGUGGUUUAGUAUUGUUGUAGUAAAGCCAGGGCAGGGCAGCUUUCCUUGUGUGAAGGAAUGCAAGGUAGCAAUUUGUAAAAUUUUGUGUGCCUGUCACCAUAUACUAUCUGUUGAAAGAAAUUGGAUUUAUCAUGGUUUCAUAUAGUGAAAACUUGUUUUGGGGGAAAGUGAAAUAUGCAGUACUUUUUCUUGAGUGAAUCAAUGAUAAAUGGCCUAAAAUUAGUAUGAAAAAUGAUUUCUCUCGAGUUAAUUAAGUGAAAUCUUGUGUGAAAAAAAUGAGUGGAAAAAAAUGACUUCAUAAUCCAUUUUGGAAGACUAUGAUAUCAGGGUACCUUAUAUGAGGAUAUCAUAUUAAGAAAUCUAUAUCUUAUUAGGAAUCUUGAGAGUUGGGAGAGAUGUUCUAAACAAAGAAGUUGAGGGAGCUGUAGGUCUAUAAGAGGGUUAGAAAUUGAAUUUAGGGUUAAAUCGAUUAAGAAUGUGUUUAUUACUAUUUUUUUAAUCCUGCAUUGCUUCGGUUUCAGGGGUAGUUGUAGUUUAUAGUCAAAUUAAUUAUGUUAAUUAAGUUGGUUUAAGUCGGGAUUCAGUGAUGGAGUUUUGGACUACCCAUGGUCUCAUGCGACCUCAGUGUACAACCCUCUAGAGGGUGUUAGUGCCGACAUCUCUAUCAGUUCAACAGGGCCACAUCCUCACACCCCCCUUCGCCAACCCUCAAACAUGACAUCACCCUAAUAGGGUCAGUGUGCGUCCAUUAAUUCAUUAUCAUUGGCCCCAAGCAUGAAAUCACCUAGGGUGUUGGUGCACGUCACCUAGGUGUCAAGCAUGACAUCAUCUUAACGGAUAUGCAUGUGCAUCCCCUCAUCUUAGUCUCCACAUGUCAAGACAAUCAAACAACCUUGGUGUCAAGCAUAAUAUCAUAAAAGAUAAAAGGGAGGUCAAUAUGAAUUCCCAAGUUCGACACUAUCUUCACUAAGAUAGUGAUCAUCAAGGUAUUUCAGAGUCCAACAGGUGGAACCAACCCCAGAGUCGGAAGUUGGAAAAAAAGGCGCGAUAGAUCGGGCAAAGAGAAGUAGCAGCCGCAGUUGACUAUCCAAGCAGUGAGUUCAUGGUCAUCAGGGUCGUGAAUUGGAGCCACAAACCGCGAACUGGCAAGGUUCCAAAGAGUUUUUAGAGGUUACUGACGCAGAGGCUGUUCACGGUCGUAAGACCGUGAACGGAAGCCAUGGACCGCGAACCAGUUAAGUGAAGCAGCGCGUUUUGGAUUGAGUUCACAGUCCCUGCCAUUAGUUCACGGCCGUGAACUGGGCACGACAUGUGUAUAAAAGAAGAGCUGAAAGGAGGAAGAAGGGAGAGCCCAAAGUGAGAGAAACCUUAUUCUUCUUGAAAACCUAGAGAGAGAAAGCCACGAACCAAGAGGGAGAAGAGGCUAGGGUUUGCUCCAAGUUAAGAUUUGGGAAGUUCCUCUUCAAGAGAGGAUCUCUACAAGCACAAGGAAGGAUUGAGACAUCAUAAUGAUGGUUUUUCCUUUUUCCUUUGUGUUUUUCCUUUUUCUAGCAUGGAGUAGUCUCCUUUUCACUUGGGUGUUGUAGAACCCUAACUUCUACCAUGUAAUUGAUUGUGUGGAUUGAAUGAUUAUGUGUGGGUGGUGUUUAAUUUAAGAUUUGAGGUAUUUUUCAUGGUGAUUGUGCAUUGUGUGUGCUUGGCAAUCUAUUGUGCUAUUCUAACCUAGUUUAGAGGAAAACCCCCUUAUCUUAAGAGGCUCAAAUUGAGCUGGGUUUUCUUGGGCAUUCCAUGCCUCCUAUCUAGGUUAAUGUAGGGCAAACCUCUAAACUCAAAUUGAACACCUAGGUUGAUUGUGAUUAAGCCGUCCGAACCCCGGUUUGAGGAAGAAGGUAAGUCAACCCUCAAUUGAUUAGGCCAAGAGAGCUACAAUUGUAGCCUAUAAUACAUUCCUUGGCCUAGUAAUUGAGAGUGUGGUUUCUAACCAUUGUUGCUCCUCCUAGCGGUUCACAAUCGCCUUGUCGCACACCGAUUCAUUCGAUCCCACGGUUCAUGGUAGUUAGUUAGGGGGAAACAACUUACGAGUGAAGCUUCUCACCAAGAGUUUCAACCCUUUUACUUUUCAAGUCUUGCUUUUUAAUCGUAGAUUGUAGAGAUUUUCACAAACAACGUUCCGCUAAGUAAUGUUUCAAACAAUCGAAGUAAGGGUACAUGGGCCGGCCUGGGUUGAUAUUUAAACAUACUUGCCCUAUAUUGCAACCAUUUAAGGUUUAUACUUGGGCCUUAGGUGGGAUUUAAGUGUGAUAUUCUGGUUUUUUCUGGAGAGGCGAUUUCCGGCGAGCCUCCGUCGAGCUUACGACGACACCUCACCAACCAGUUUUCGUGCAAUUUUUCGGCUUCCUCGCCCUCUCCUCACUUCCCCUUCAAUCCUACUUGCGUCUCCAUGUUGGUUUUUUACCUUAGUUUUGUUAAUUGUUGGAGAAUCGGAUUAGGGUGUGAAGAUUUAGUGAAUUGAUUGUUGAAUGAAGAAAUAGGGCGAGGGAUUAGUUGAUUAAUGAUGAAUGAAUGUUGCGUGUGAUUUGCAUGAGCUUAAUUGAGUCUUGGUGGGGUAUAAUUUAGGUCCCAUUGUUUUUAAAUGUGAAAAUUUUGCCUACCAAGUGCAAAAAUGUGAAUGAAUGUGAACAUUUGGUGUUUAAGUUGUGGAUGGAAGCCGUCGUGGCAUGGUUCGGGUUUGAUAUUGUGUGGAUAUUGGCAUGGUUCUUCAAUAGGUCACCAAGAGUUUCAACCCUUUUACUUUUCAAGUCUUGCUUCUUAAUCGUAGAUUAUAGCGGGUUUCACAAACAACGUUCCGAUAGGUGAUGUUUCAAACAAUCGAAGUUGGGGUACAUAGGCCGGCCUGGGUUGAUAUUUAAACAUACUUGCCCUAUAUUGUCCCAUUUAAGGUUUAUACUUGGGACUUAGGAGGGAUUUAAGUGUGAUAUUCGGGUUGAGUCAAAGACAUGAAGGAGGAUGACAACUUAAGUUUUAUAGUGGAAGAUGCGAGCCAGAGUGAGGCACAAGAGAUGGUGGUGGUAGUAGGUUGCAGGGGGAGAAUCAUGUGGAAUAGGAGACGAAUGAUGUUGAUGAUGAAGAUAACAAUAGAGAAUGUGGGAAUGAAGAUGCCCCGAGGGGGCAAUUGGAUAGGCAUGUGGACAUGAAAGAAUUUGAUGUAGACGAAGUCGGGGAUGUUUAAGAACCUAUGACGAAUAUUGUUGAUUAGGUGUAUAGAGAGAUGAAAGUGAGAAAAAAGUGUCAGGAUGGAGCGACAGGUGGGGGGUCAUAAUGACAUGACACUCAAUAUAAUGGAUUCAUCCAACAACAACAGUUUGAAACCCAUAACACUCCUUGAAGAUGAACGUAAGGAUCCUAAUGACUGAAUCUAGUUGUGUGUAAUGAAAAUGUACCCUCACUGAACAUGUGUUUGUAUACAGGUGUACCAGUCGUCAAUGUUGAAACUGUACCAUCACCACCAUCAUUGAGCACCCACAGAAUCAAGGUACUCAUAAAAAGACCACAACGGUGUGUGAAAUGGAUCCCCAUAUAUUUUGAGCUUUCUAAGGUGGUGAAAGCCAAGAUUUUUGAGGAAUUUAAACCAAUUAUUGAGUUUGCAUUGUCAUAUUGGAGGAAAACAUAUGCGAUGGUAGAUUGUAUUUGGUUCAACAAGUUCAUUAAACAUUGAAAUUGACAUUGACAUAUGCUUCAUUUGUAGUGACACCAUAUUUCACAAGCAUUUUUAAACUGUCUUAAUUUAGACACAACCAAGGGUGAACGGUAAGAUAAUAGGACACAACUUUGACUCCCACCUAGGGGGUAAGUUUCAAAUGUUUGUCACUAUUUUCUUAGUACAAAAAAAUACCAAAUGAUUUAUAUGUACACCAUUGUAUGAAUUGAAUCAUGCACAUAUUGAUCUGAGUAAGGGGUGAUGUAUUGAUGAGAUGAGUGUUGAAUGAUAGAGUAUUUUCACUUAAGAUUCGAUUUAAGUAAAACCCUUUAUAGAUGGAUCUAAGAUUUCUAAUUGUGAUAUGUGUGUCUGAUCUCCCAUUUUUCCUAAAGAACCAAUGAACCAUCUGCAAUUUAAAGUAUUUUUUCGACAUUUCACUUUGUAACCUUGUGUUUAUUUCAGUUUUUCUUCCCAGUGCUUCUGGUUGACCACCAUAUCUGCUUUGUCAUUGACAUGAAGAAGUGGGUGUAUUUUUUUUGACAACAUAUCAUGUCAAAAUACCUUAAAAAAUUGCUCCCGCUAGAACAACGAGUUCUAGAAAUUGACAGACACUUCAUCAGGUCCCUGGACGAGGCUGUUGACUUUAUUGACUUUGAAUAAGAGGUUCAUGAUGACCCAUAGUUAACCGAUUGAAGAAGUUGCAUGCUUUUCUGCUACCUCUUCAUGGAACAAUAUGACGACCACUUCAUAUUUGAGGAGGAUAAUUUAUGGAAGGUUCAUCCAACACUCACUACCUAGUGUGCAAGAAUAACUCCUCUCAUCUAACAGACGAGUAAAACUUGAGGUUGGAGUGAUUAAGAGGCAAAGUCAAAGAAAUAUUCAACGUCAUGAAAGCAAAAGGUGGGGAUGGCAAAGGAAAAGGGGGAAAAGGCCACUCAAGGUAACUGUUGAUUAGAUGGGUAGGGUUAUAUCAUGAUAUUUUGUGAGGACUCAUGAACAUUGUUCAAUCUCGUUAAUAUAAACGAAUGGAAUCGGUAAUAUCCCAAUACUAAAUAGUGAAAUCUCAAAUAUUAAAUAGUACCUUAAACUCAAUUCCAAUCUCAAUCUCAAAAUAAAUUUGGUAUCCCAAUCUCUAAAUUUUGUUUGAUAUCGAUAUUAUAUCAAAUACCAAAUCAAUUAUCUACAAAAUUACAAAUCAAAUAACACAAAUGUAGCUCCAUAAACCGUUGUCAAAACAUAUAAAAACAAACAAUGUUG
Linum trigynum is the source of this 12176-nucleotide messenger RNA. Lineage: Eukaryota; Viridiplantae; Streptophyta; Magnoliopsida; Malpighiales; Linaceae. The record is from the annotation of a GenBank genome assembly.